Oryzias melastigma (Indian medaka) is the source of this 1817-nucleotide messenger RNA. It is a transcript of the gene tbx16, whose product is annotated as T-box transcription factor 16. The transcript has 8 exons. Bases 279 to 1559 code for a protein of 426 amino acids. Gene Ontology annotation, biological process: positive regulation of DNA-templated transcription; cell fate specification; regulation of transcription by RNA polymerase II. NCBI's taxonomy places the organism in Eukaryota, Metazoa, Chordata, Actinopteri, Beloniformes, Adrianichthyidae. Gene Ontology annotation, cellular component: nucleus. Gene Ontology annotation, molecular function: DNA-binding transcription factor activity, RNA polymerase II-specific; RNA polymerase II cis-regulatory region sequence-specific DNA binding. The record is from RefSeq and is a predicted model, not a curated record.
CUGCUAUCUGCAAGGCUAAGGUCACAUUUUGGAAUUUGUCUGACCUGCGGAUUACACACAGUUUUCAUGAGAGAGCUUUCUCAGCCGGCGCUGCUGCUGCAAGAGAAGAAUGCAGUCCAUCAGAGGUGAGAACCCGCUGAAUUAUUUAAGUGUUUAACUCUUUUAAAUUAACGCUUUUUAAAAAAAACUCUCCCCUAGACCUGAAGUCCAACUUCAGUGGCCCUCCUCCCACUCCCAUCUCUGGAUCCCCUGAUGCUUAUCUUCAGGGUAACAUCAGGAUGACUCUGGAGGACCCCAACCUCUGGAGAACGUUCCACGAAAUUGGAACGGAGAUGAUUAUCACAAAGCCAGGCAGGAGGAUGUUCCCGCACUGUAAAGUCAGCCUGUCAGGCCUCAUUCCAUGUGCCAAGUACAUCUUGCUGGUUGACAUGGUUCCCGAGGAUGGCUUCCGCUACAAAUGGAGCAAAGAUAAAUGGGAGGUGGCAGGAAAAGCGGAGCCUCAACCUCCCUGCAGGACCUACGUCCACCCAGACUCCCCAGCUCCUGGGAGCCACUGGAUGAAGCAGAGCGUCUCCUUUCUCAAGCUCAAGCUCACUAAUAACACACUCGACCAGCACGGGCACAUCAUUUUGCACUCGAUGCAUCGAUACCACCCGCGCUUCCACGUGGUCCAGGCAGACGACCUCUUCAGCGUCCGCUGGAGUGUCUUCCAGACGUUCACCUUUCCAGAGACGUCCUUCACUGCGGUUACCGCCUACCAGAACACCAAGAUCACCAAACUGAAGAUUGAUCAUAACCCCUUUGCGAAGGGCUUCAGAGAUGAAGGCACCAAUAAAAAGAGACGUGCAACCAAACACCCAACCUGCUUUGAGAAAAGAGCGAAGAUUUCAAACAAUGAUUCCAAACAGGACAGCUCACCAGAUUUCUGUCCGUCGUCCUACGACAGUUAUGAGGGAGAAGAGCAGUCCAAACGGAAGGAGGAGGACGUCAAGGAGGAGCGCUACUCGCCAUGGGGGUCUGAGAGGGAGCAGAGUGUGAGGACGGACUCUCCUGUUGGUGUGGACGCCAGAGACAUGUACAACGCAGAGCAGCUCGUUCCUGCUCCAGCUUCCUACCAGGCCUGCAGGGUGCAGGAGUAUGGAAAGUCUCCAUCUCCCUCCUCCAGCUCCGGCAGCAGGUCAGGGAGAAACAGCUUUGGACCCAGAGCUCCUGACGUCGCCACCGUCCCUGACCACCAGUCCUCAAAGUCUCGUGCUCAUGAAGCCGGGCCUUCUCACUGCGCCCCCCAGCACCACCUCCCAGGCGCCCAGGAUUACACUGGGGUCCUCAACAUGACCAUGGCCCAGGCCGGCAAGCCAGGGGUGAUCGGACACCACAUUUACAGCCCCUACGGUGCAGAGCAGCCGCUGGGCCAGUGGGGCGGCCCCGGACCAGCCCAGUACCCCCCUCCUCCCCAUCUGACUGCUGACUACAGCUCACAAGCUGUUCAUCACGGCUAUCACCAUGGCAACGUGGCGGAGUGGAGUCAAUACCCACUGUUCUCUUAUUCCUGCUGGUGAAGAAAACAGUGUUGAGGACUGAGACUCUUUGGAGGCCGCCGUGGUUUCUGCUGACGCGGCGCUCAUGUCCGGGAAUGCAUGACCAAACACGGCUGAGGGCCAGAGGACCUCCUCGACGCUGACUCAAGCUAAAGCUGUUUUAUUAUUGUCUAUUUAUUUUUUAUUCUGUCUUACCUUUCAGCACAAAUUUUUAUUUUUGUAAAGCUAAAAGUGCAAUGUAUGUCUGUGUGUGAACUGUGAUGUGAAAAUAAUAAAAAC